Messenger RNA from Pochonia chlamydosporia 170, 768 nucleotides. RefSeq lists its product as hypothetical. Bases 1 to 768 code for a protein of 255 amino acids. The record is from RefSeq and is a predicted model, not a curated record. Lineage: Eukaryota; Fungi; Ascomycota; Sordariomycetes; Hypocreales; Clavicipitaceae. The transcript has a single exon.
AUGGAGAAGCAAGAUUACGAAGAUGACCUGCGUCCCUUGGCCGAUUUGACCAGCGCUGCACGCGAACGGCUAAAUUAUCUGGACGGGCAAGGGUCAAGAAGAUUAUCACGACACUCUGUUCUCGAAAGAGCACUAUACUAUGGGCGGCCGGAUCAUGAGCCGGUUAUAUCAUCUCCUUUGAGGCAACCGAGCUGGGAUCAAGAAACCGUACCAACACCGUCAGACUCGCCAGCCCUAUCGACAAGCUAUGACGACCGACCGCUUCUCGACCGAGGCUUUGAUGACGAACCUUUGGUACUGCAUCCUCCUGGUUUGGAGAGAGUAUCGCCUGAGAUAUGGGCGAGUUGGUAUGUCCACGGAAGAGAUGAGUCAACGUCGAUGGCAAGCGUGCCAGAGAGGUCACGAUCGCCAUUACAGAUGCUUUCCGAGACGUCAGAGCCAGAUUUCACGAAUACUUCAUUUCCUUUCUUUUCACCACAGGAGCCGAUCGGUUCGCACGCACGAAGUGCCAGCAUUGCAACAUCUGGGCUAGACUUGCCGCCUUUGAAUGUCACGACGGAUUUGCCACGGCCUAUUUCACCAUCGCCUAUUACGUUUGAUCUCUCCAGUUCGUGGAGGGCUGAUUCGCCAGUAUCAUAUGAACGAGAUCGAUCCCCAGCCUAUAAUAUACAACGGCCUGGAUCACCUGCACCGGGGAGCGGUUCAGAGGAUUUCUCGUGGAUGCUGAAAUACUUGCCGCCGGAUUCCAGCACUGGAGGUGGCUCUUAA